This is a messenger RNA of Lathyrus oleraceus (garden pea), 924 nucleotides long. RefSeq lists its product as uncharacterized. The record is from RefSeq and is a predicted model, not a curated record. The transcript is spliced from 3 exons. Lineage: Eukaryota; Viridiplantae; Streptophyta; Magnoliopsida; Fabales; Fabaceae. The coding region runs from base 1 to 924 and encodes 307 amino acids.
AUGUCUUUGUUUAACUUGAAUAGAAAAAGGAGCAAGGUUGUGGCUCAUACUAAGAAAAGGAAGGAAGCACCUUCAAGUGACUCUGAGUAUGAUGUCGAACAGAAAGUUCAAGACAUCACGCCUCUAAAGAAAGAUGUUGGGAAAAAGGUCACUGCUAAUGUGCCUGAAGUUCCCAUUUACAACAUCUCUUUUCACUCUGUUGAGAAUGUUGAAAAAUGGAAGUUUGUGUACCAAAAGAGAUUGGCUUUGGAAAGAUAUCUUGGGAAGGAUGCCCUUGAAUGUAAGGAGGUAGUAAGUCUUAUUGAGAAUGCGGGAUUAAUGAAGAGUGUUGAUGGUUUUAACAAGUGUUAUGAGAUGCUUGUAAAGGAGUUCAUUGUGAACAUUCCUACGGAUUGUGACAAUAAGAAGAGUAAGGAGUACAAAAAGGUGUAUGUGAGAGGUGUGGAGUUUUCUCCUGAGGUGAUUUACAGGUUUAAGGGAAGGUGUGAGGAUGAGCAGGCUGAAGUAGAAGUAACUGAUAACACUAUAUAUAAAGAAAUCAUUGUCAAACAUGUGUCACAAUGGUCAAGAAAGGGCAAGCUAUCAGAUAGCAAGUUGAGUGUGAAGUAUACUGUGAAAAUGCCUAUUGUUUUUCCCUCUCUAAUUUGUGGAAAAAUUCUGAGUCAGCACCCUGGGAUCUUGAUCAGUUCUGAUGCAACAAGUAAGAGGGAAUCUCUUAUAUCCUUAAAUUAUAGGUUAUUCGCAGGGACACAUGUCCCACACAUUGUCAUGCCAUCUGGUAAGGAAACUGUAGCUCAACCUCAAAGGAUGAGAAUGUUGAUGCAGAUGUUGCUACUGAAACAUUUUCCAGUUCUGACAUUUGAUAUGUUUUUCUCUGCUACUUCUAUGGUUGUUUGUCAAUUUUUGGCUAAAAACGGGGAGUAG